CCUAGCUUUUCAAUCCUGUGCACCUUUCUCCUCUAGACGCGUGUCAAAAAGCACACAGAAACAAUAUCCUCUCCUCACUCCAUCUUCUCUUUUUCCUGGCGUAUGCAUACUGGACGGAUCUCUUCCAUGCACGUCCAGGAAAAAUCAUAAACCUUGCAGGCAUUUUUGAUCGAGUUUUUCCUCUUGUUCAUAAACCUAGAACCUAGCUAAAGCCAUGAAAACUGAGUUAAAAGGAAGCACUACUUCCAUUUCUCUCCAAUACCCAACUCUCUUCAACGCACCCCACAGUAACCUUGGUCUCUCAGGAGAACUCAACGGGUGCCUAGGAAGCCUCGAUGGAGCUUGUAUAGAGAAGCUCUUACUCCAUUGUGCCAGUGCUUUGGAGAGUAACGAUGUAACUUUAGCUCAACAAGUCAUGUGGGUGCUUAAUAAUGUUGCUUCUCCAGUUGGUGACACCAACCAAAGGCUCACCUCCUGGUUCCUUAGAGCCUUAAUCUCUAGGGCCUCACGAGUCUGCCCGAUGAACUUCAACGGAAGAAGCAGCACCAUCCAGAGAAGGUUGAUGUCCGUGACAGAGCUUGCAGGGUACGUUGAUCUUAUCCCUUGGCAUCGGUUUGGCUUUUGUGCUUCCAAUAGUGCUAUUUUUAAAGCAAUUCAUGGGUUCCAAAGAGUGCACAUACUAGAUUUUAGCAUUACCCAUUGUAUGCAAUGGCCUACUCUUAUAGAUGCUUUGGCCAAAAGGCCAGAAGGCCCUCCUGAGGUUAAAAUCACAGUGCCUUCUUGGCGGCCACCUGUCCCUCCUUUGAUCAACAUUUCAACAGAAGAAGUUGGGCUGCGUUUGGGGAAUUUCGCUAAGUUCAGGGAUGUCCCUUUUGAAUUCAAUGUGAUUGGAAGGAGCACAUCUUCUGAGUUAAGCAAUAUUAAUGAUUCAUCCAGCUUUUCUUUUGAGUCAAUGUUAAGUCACUUGAAUCCUACCACGUUAAAUCUUAGGGAAGACGAAGCUUUGGUUAUAAAUUGUCAAAAUUGGCUACGUUACUUGUCUGAUGAAAGAAAGGGGAGUUUCCAAGACGCAUCCCCUAGGGACACUUUCAUAAAUCUAAUUAAAAAUCUUAACCCUAGAAUAGUACUAUUGGUUGACGAGGAUUGUGAUCUCAAUGUACCAAGUCUCGCGUCAAGAAUCACCACUUGUUUCAACUAUUUGUGGAUACCCUUUGAUGCUUUGGAGACCUUUUUGCCUAAAGAUAGCAACCAGAGGGUAGAGUAUGAAUCUGACAUAGGCCAGAAAAUUGAUAACGUCGUUAGCUUCGAAGGGGUUCAGAGAAUAGAGAGAUUAGAGAGCGGCGCGAACAUGUCGCAAAGGAUGAAAAAUGGAGGUUUCUUCAACGUUCAAUUCUGUGAAGAAACUAUGAGAGAAGUCAAGGCUUUGCUUGAUGAGCAUGCAAGUGGAUGGGGUAUGAAGAUAGAAGAAGAUAUGUUAGUCCUCACAUGGAAAGGCCACAACUCUGUCUUCGCCACAGCUUGGGUCCCCAGUGAGCUAAACGAUCAUAUGGGUGUGGGCUGAGCUGUCUUUAUAACAUGGACUUAAACCUCAUUUGGUCCCUCCCUAUCAAUUCACUGAUCACUUAUUGUAUCAUUCUAGUAUUUACACACAUAAUUUUGUUUCAAUUAUUUGUCAUGGGAUUGAAACAAAACCGACUACCUCAAAGUACUAAAAUGAUACCAAAAAUCUUCCGAAUAUUGAUCAAUACCAUGAGGUUUGAGUAUAAGCAUACUAUAUACCAUAAGACACAGCGCAGCACGAGCAAUGGGCCUAGCAUGAGAAGGAUCUGAGUAUUUUGGUUCAGUGGUCCAGGGAGAGGCAGAGAAGCGAAAGCAACUAAAGUUCA
Neltuma alba is the source of this 1886-nucleotide messenger RNA. RefSeq names its product scarecrow-like protein 32. The record is from RefSeq and is a predicted model, not a curated record. The transcript has a single exon. Lineage: Eukaryota; Viridiplantae; Streptophyta; Magnoliopsida; Fabales; Fabaceae. The coding region runs from base 215 to 1561 and encodes 448 amino acids.